AUGGCCCUGAAUCCUUCGGCUUUCACCACCUUUUAUAAGGCCUUUAGGAGGGCCAGUGAGGGGGACCCCUGUUCAGGCUUUCCUGGAGUUAGGAGUGGAGGGGGUCCCAGGAGAGGUCCGAGCUCAGACAGGAGCCUCUCUCUCUCUCUCCGUCUCUCUCAAUUUCUCUAUUUCUCUGUCUCUCUGCCACACACACACACACACACACACACACACACGGGGAUCCACCCCACCCCUGGGUUCCGGAGAAGCACAUCAGCUGGGUGCCAGCGGCCCUCAACCAGGCUGUCAGCCUUAGACUCCUCCACGGCCCGGGCUGGCCCUGUGGUGGGCAGGGGUCUCGCCGGCAAUCGCCAAACCCCCCAGGCCCCAGAAGCAGAGCACUUGGCCCUGGGAACGAAUGGUGUGCAGCAGGACCAGCUGUGGAGGGAGCUCUUGGAGGCCGAGAGGAGGGGCCAACAGCGCUGGGCUCAGCACUGGAGUUUCCUGAAAGACUAUGACCCCCUGGGCAACAAGAAGGAGCCUGUGCAGCUGCUGGAGAAUGUGCCUCUCUUCUCCGACACGGUCCCCAACUCCACGAACCAGGUGGUGGGCAGCAGGGUGGACACGCCCCUGGGGCAAACCCUCAUCGGCAUGGACUUCUUCUUUGUGGACGGAGUCCGGAAGAAGAAGCUGGAAGCCGAGCUGCAGCCCGUGUAGGAG
Messenger RNA from Mirounga angustirostris (Northern elephant seal), 702 nucleotides. It is a transcript of the gene CIMIP5, whose product is annotated as chromosome unknown C2orf50 homolog. The coding region runs from base 1 to 699 and encodes 232 amino acids. The transcript is spliced from 4 exons. The record is from RefSeq and is a predicted model, not a curated record. Lineage: Eukaryota; Metazoa; Chordata; Mammalia; Carnivora; Phocidae.